This is a messenger RNA of Trichogramma pretiosum, 1623 nucleotides long. Its product is annotated as zinc finger protein 84-like. Gene Ontology annotation, molecular function: RNA polymerase II cis-regulatory region sequence-specific DNA binding; DNA-binding transcription factor activity. The record is from RefSeq and is a predicted model, not a curated record. Lineage: Eukaryota; Metazoa; Arthropoda; Insecta; Hymenoptera; Trichogrammatidae. Gene Ontology annotation, biological process: regulation of transcription by RNA polymerase II. The coding region runs from base 79 to 1290 and encodes 403 amino acids. The transcript has 3 exons.
UGUUUACAAAUUAUUUAGAUAUUUAGGGCGUUUAACCUCAAAUAUUUUCAAAGUGUGUAUCCUACAAAUUUAUAGCGAAUGCAUAUAAUUAAGAAAGUGAUGGAAAACAGCAUCAACUUAGUUAGCAUAAAGGAAGAACCAUGUGAUACUGGGUCAAAUGCCGGCGACGGUUCUGCUUCCGAUUCGGUGAACUACUGCAAAGACAAAAAAGUGGAAACAUUGCCAUUUCAUGAAUUAUCCGUUAAACAUAAAAAUGAGAAUGUGACGCUUCAGGAGAGGUUAGAUAAAAAUAUAAUCAUAGAUUUUGAGUGCAAAGAUGUUAAACUUGAAGUACCGUCUCUGUGGACAACUAUAUGCAAAUCUGAGUAUCCAAAUUGUCAAGAAAAAUAUCAAUCGAACAAUGAUUAUAAAGAAGAUAGAAUAUUUAGAAGAAAAAGUAAAUUAUUUCACGAGAACAAAAGGUGCCAAAAAACGUAUGAAGGAAAAGUUGAUCAACAAAGACAUAUCAACAUGACAGUUGAAAGCAUUAGAUCAUAUAAAUGUAAAAUUUGCCAGAAAUCAUUUCGAUACCGGUAUGCACUCAAAUAUCACAUUAAUGCAGUACACAUCAGCAGCGAACCCUUCGAAUGUGAUGUUUGUUAUAAAUCGUUUGGGCUAAUACAUAACCUUAAACGUCACAUUAAUGCAGUACACAUCAGUAGAAAACCCUUCCAGUGUGACAUUUGUCAUAAAUUAUUUGAGCAAAAAAGUGUUCUUAAUACUCACAUGAAUGCAGUACAUGAUCGCAGCAAACCCUUUGAGUGUGAUAUUUGUCGCAAAUCAUUUGGACGAAAAGGUGACCUCAAACUUCACGUUAAUACAGUACACGAUCUUAAUAAACCUUUCGAAUGUGAAAUUUGUCACAAAUCAUUUGGACAAAAAAUUAACCUUAAAAGUCAUAUAAUUACAGUACAUGAUCGUAAAAAACCAUUUGAAUGUGAGAUUUGCCACAAAUCAUUUGGACAAAAACAACACCUCAAAACUCACUUGAAUACAGUCCAUGUUCGUAGCAAACCCUUUGAGUGUGACAUUUGUCAUAAAUCAUUUGGGGAAAAGGGUACCCUCAAAAUGCACAUAAACGCAGUACAUGAUCGCAGCAAACCCUUUGAGUGUGAUAUUUGUCGCAAAUCAUUUGGACGAAAAAGUGUCCUCAAACGUCACUUUAAUACAAUACACGAUCUUAAUAAACCUUUCGAAUGUGAUAUUUGUCGAAACCAUUUGGACAAAAAAAUGACCUCGAUAAACAUAUAAGAACUGUACAUGAUCGAAGCAAACCUUUUGAAUGUGAUAUUUGUCACAAGACCUUCUGCUCCAAGAGCAACCUCACUAUUCACAUAAAUUCAGUACACAAUCGUAGCAAACCCUUUGAAUGUGAGAUUUGUCACAAAUCAUUUGGACAAAAAAUUACCCUUCAGCGUCACGUAUAUGGAGUACAUGAUCAUAGCAAACUCUUCGAGUGUGAUAUUUGUCGCAAAUCAUUUGGACGAAAAAGUGACCUCAAAACUCACAUUCAUCCAGUACACAAUCAGAAUAAACCCUUUGAAUGUGAAAUUUGUCACAAAUCAUUUGGACAAAAAAAUAACC